This is a messenger RNA of Phialemonium atrogriseum, 1010 nucleotides long. RefSeq lists its product as uncharacterized. Bases 187 to 978 code for a protein of 263 amino acids. The transcript has a single exon. The record is from RefSeq and is a predicted model, not a curated record. Lineage: Eukaryota; Fungi; Ascomycota; Sordariomycetes; Cephalothecales; Cephalothecaceae.
CGACUUCUUUGAGUGGUAUAACCUCGAGGCGCCUGUUGGCCCUCUUUCAACCUCACACGGCUCGCUUCAGCCAGGACCGUCUUGGACUCGACAAAGCCCAACUAUACUCGGAGUCCCGAGCUGGAAACACCAGAAGCCCGCCCACUUCCUCAUCUCCUUACACUAUAUCCACAUCCUCGAGCCAUUAUGUAUUCGACACGCUUGAUCAACUUCCUCAUAGUAGCACUCUCCAUUUUCUCCAUCGCCCAGGCAACGUUCGCUGCCGCCACGGUCACGGCCCGAAAUGAGCAUGAGAUUGUGAGAAGACAAGGCCGGGGCGGUGAUGAUGAUAGAUCAAGCGUCACGGCUGAUGCCAGCCCUUCCGACCCGCCGCUGUCGUCGACGCCGGACACAUCGAGCCCACCCGGGCCUACGUCACCGACCGACACACCGUCACCGACAGAUACCGGAACUUCAAAGCCUCCUCCGUCAUCCACUCCAACUUCCUCGAAGACUAGCAACUCGCCCACACCUACAAAGACAAGCUCGACCACGAAGGAAACCACGUCUUCAUCUAGCUCCACGUCGUCAAUCCCAAUUUCAACAAUCACCCACGUUGUCACUGCGACGAAUCCCGAUGGAUCCAGGACAACCUACACCACCCAAUCCACCUCGACCCCGACUGCUGGUCUGCAAGACGGGUCGAGCAAGGGUACGUCGUCGGGCAUGUCCAAGUCAACCCGCAACAUUGUUAUCGGGGUCGUGGUGGGCGUCGGUGGUGCUAUUGUUUUGGGAGGGAUUGCUCUGGUCGCCUGGAGAAUCUGGGGGCGCAAGAAGAACCAGGCAGAGAACGAUGGCUUGAUGGAUUACAACGGAGGAUAUAGCAACCCGGUGGAGAAGACCGAACCGACCGCCUCUCCCAGCGGCCGAUCUCCAUUCCAGAGCACGCUUGAGAGCUAUCACGCGCCGACGCAGGUGAACACGGCAUCGAACUUCUGAUCCUGAUACCUACCCAAGCCAACAAGCCAGCC